Annulohypoxylon truncatum is the source of this 2590-nucleotide messenger RNA. RefSeq lists its product as uncharacterized. The coding region runs from base 200 to 2338 and encodes 712 amino acids. The record is from RefSeq and is a predicted model, not a curated record. NCBI's taxonomy places the organism in Eukaryota, Fungi, Ascomycota, Sordariomycetes, Xylariales, Hypoxylaceae. The transcript is spliced from 3 exons.
CACUGAAACGGAAGGUGUUUAUUUACCUUUCAAACCUGAUUGGAGAACUACCCUGAUGAAUAACCCUCUACCCUAACCCUGACGAGAUACUCAAAGUUACUUACAUAUUUUCAGUCUUAUCUUCCUUCACGUCCCAGAAUGACCCUUCACCCAAGAUUCUAUCUACGCCUCUCAAACAAAUAGGCUCUUUCAAUCCAUCAUGGCCGGGCGUCGCCGUCCAGCAACGCGUCGGACUGAGCCUGUCGAACCUCAUAGUGGCUAUGUUACAAGGCAAACCCGACAAAGCGCCAGACGUCCUGAGCCGUUUAUAGAACCUGAGCCCCAACAACUACCCGGAAUGACUCGACGCGGUACCUCGCGCCAUCACCAAAAGAGCCUUGAGAAUGUAGCCCCAAGUGCUUCUCCCAAAAGUACUCCUGAUCAUGCUAGUCCGGAGCCAGAAAACCAAGGCUUGCUUCCAGUAAAGGAAACUACACUGCCUCUGGGCGGCUCAUUGUCCGAAACGGAGGACGCUCAUGGAUCGCCCGAAAUGGACGCUGAUAAAAUCCAAGAUAUGCUUGAUUUUGACAUCCCUAAGCUCACACGCUGGUCCGAUAAACUAUAUGAUAUCUUGUCGUCUAUCGGCGGCAGCCAGCCAAGUGUGGAUGAUCGGAUAAAAUUAAACAGUUACAGGAAGUCCUUCAAUCAUGCUCGUCUUCCCUUCGCCAAUGGUAACACGCUCUUCAUCAAACCUAUCAAAUUGAGCGAAGAGUAUGAGUGUGAUCAAGGAGUGAGAUCUAAGAUCCAAGUUGCUAUCUCCUCUGCGAACCUCGUAUCACUUCUCACGUCGCUUCUGGAUGUCGAAUUAGAGAAGAAAAGGCCGUACGCAAUUCUUGAGCAACUGGACGAUAAUUUCCCGGCUUUGUCCGUCCUGGAUUCGCACAAGGACAAGAACAACGAUAUUGAGACAAUUCUCGAUCUGGCAUUUCGUGUUCGAUGUCGCCUUCUAAUCGAGUUGCUUGUCUCUGACAAUUCUAUUCCGUCGUUGGAGGGAUACUUUGCAUUCGCUACCGGUAUAUUCUGCGGAGAGACUAUUAGUGAUGUCGUCCACGCCCGAGAUGCAUUAGACAAAGGGCCGUACAGGCCGCUCGCCGGUGUAGAAAUCGGCGAAGAUACUCAUUUAUACGAAACCUAUCGUGCGCAUGUCCAAGAGCUCAUGUCCAAGCUUCCCUUUAACAACUUAUCUGGAUUACAAGCAUCUCUAGACCCAAAAUAUACCCAGGUAUCGAUCUUUUGCGAUAUCAGAUCAUGGGCUCUUCGCAUAUACCGGGAGCUUAACAGGGUAGCAGAUCAAGGCAAAGUCCGUCCCGCAAAUGAAAAUUCAAGGUCCAAGGUGCUUGUCGAACGUGCAGAAUCAGAGUCUUUAUUUGUCGAUAAUGGCGAUGAGGCUGAUGAUGAUUCGGACUCAGCAUCAGAUACAGAUGCUGAAGGAUAUAAUCAACUCCCGCCGCAAGGAUCCAAUCAAAAUUACAUCAAUAGUUCCGCCACACUAGCAGCCGUGAAGGAGACCGAGGAAAAGGCAUCGAUGCGUCCAGCAGUGAAGUCGCUUUCACAUCAACAAACCGCAAAGGGGGAAAAAAAGGCAUCGGAUACAAGAGAUGCAAUCCGCCUCCUAGAACCUAGUCAGGUUCUGAACCGUACACGGAAACGGUCGCGUCCUGGUGGGGAUAGCGACAACGAGGAUGACGGUGAUGAUUUUGAAGUCAAUGAGCAACUACCUGGCGAGUCUAGGAGGGUUCUUAACGAAAAUGCAAUUAUUCAAAGGCCAUCUCCUACACGUCCGCGAUUCUCCAAACAAGCCAAGUCUGGUAAAUCUCGAGACCUAUCACCACCGGUCGCUAGUUCGCGAGGAGUUUCUAGCGCACAGCCACCAGAUGACUUACAAGAUGACUACAAUCUACAAGAUCGGGAUAUUCUGGUACUCAGCCAGAACGCCCGGAAUAUCCGACGAGCAAACCAUUCCACCAAACCCCGACAGACCCGCACUCCGUGGUCCGCACACGAUACAUCGAGACUUGUGGACCUAAUAGCCGACCCUUCCUUGAACUGUUCCUGGAGUGCGAUGGAGAAAGCAGGUGGAUUUGAACAUCCACGAAACCAGCAAGCCUUGCGCGACAAGGCUCGUGGUCUAAAGGUUUGGUAUCUCGAAGGUGAUAAGAUUUUGCCUCCAGGCUUUGAUCAGGUUGCUUUAGGUCAAAAGGAGAAGGAUUUGGUCAUCAAGUGUGGCAGGAAUCCCGAUCGACGAGAAGAUGACCUGGACGAAAACGGUCAAGUUACGAGUAACAUAUGGGUCGGAUGAGGUUAUGACAAUAAAAAAGACAUGGGUUCGUUGGACGUUGGCUCAACUUGCACAUUCGCCCCGGGCUAAGUAGUGGAGAGAUGGAGACAGAGAAGGGUCAAUUCACCUAAGGAGUUGGGUGAAUAGAAAGUAAUUUGCUUCAUGGGUUUCCCUAUCUUCCGUACCCUUGAAGAGGUGUUUUAGCAACUAGAUACCCCGUCAAGUGUAGUUUAGCCGGUAAAAGAAAUCAACCGUGAAAUACUUUUCUUGCUG